Molecule: messenger RNA, 726 nt
Organism: Striga hermonthica
Lineage: Eukaryota; Viridiplantae; Streptophyta; Magnoliopsida; Lamiales; Orobanchaceae
Source: the annotation of a GenBank genome assembly
AUGGCCAUUCAACGCAUUCUUAGACGCUCUUUAUCGUCUGAGAAAAGAUCGAACGAAAAAGGAGUCGAGGUCCCAAAAGGACACUUUGCUGUUUAUGUUGGGGAAAAUGAAAAGAAGAGAUUUGUUAUCCCGGUUUCGUACUUGAACCACCCUUCGUUUCAAGAGUUGCUUUUUCAAGCCGAAGAAGAAUUUGGUUUCAAUCAUCCUAUGGGAGGCCUAACUAUUCCGUGCAGUCAAGAUUUGUUCAUUGAUCUUACAUCCCAGUUUGAGAAAAUGCUGUCUUGCGACGGGCAUUGCGGGCCAAUCCAAGCGGGCCACGGAGUAGGGCGGGUUGGCCCGUCAAUUAUUAAAAAUAUUACCAAAUUCCCAACUCCUCAUUCUCAUUCCCUAAUCGCCCAAACUCCACCAAACCAAAAAUUGCUCCGCCUGUUCUCCUCCCUCCACCCUCGUCGUGUGCCGCCUUCGGACACUCACUCGCCGGCCCCCGCGCUAAUCCCAGUCGCGCCCCACCUCCACAACUCUCAGUCUCUCAGUCUCUCAGUCGCCGGCCCUUUGCCAUUUCGAACGGUUCAUCGCGGCGGGAUUUCAGACUUAUCUCGGCCGCACCGCGCCUUCGCCAUUUUAGACGACUCGAAGGUCUACAUUCCUCUCGUUAGACGAGUUUACCGGCGGCUUACAAGGUACUCGGUGACUUGUGACUUUCACACUCCUUCCUAUGGUCUCUGA